GGCCGCCGGCACCAUGUCUAAGGUGGCGACUCCGUCCGGAUCCGCACCUGGAGCCGGGGCGUCGGCGUCUGCCUCGUCGGCGCCCGGCUCGGAAAGUUGCGCGGCGGGUGUGGCCGAAGACCUCUCCAAGGUGUCGGACGAGGAGCUGCUCAAGUGGACCAAGGAGGAGCUCAUCCGGAGCCUGCGCAAGGCGGAGUCGGAGAAAAUGAGCGCCAUGCUGGACCACAGCAAUCUCAUCCGCGAGGUCAACCGGCGCUUGCAGCUUCACCUGGGCGAGAUCCGGGGACUCAAGGACAUCAACCAGAAACUGCAGGAGGACAACCAGGAGCUGCGAGACCUUUGCUGCUUCUUAGACGACGACCGGCAGAAAGGCAAGAAGGUUUCCCGCGAGUGGCAGAGGCUCGGCCGGUACAGCGCGGGCGUCAUGCACAAGGAGGUGUCCCUGUACCUGCAGAAGCUGAAGGAGCUGGAAGUUAGGCAGGAGGAGGUGGUGAAGGAGAACCUGGAGCUGAAGGAGCUCUGCGUCCUGCUGGACGAGGAGAAGGGCGGUGUUGCCGGUUGCCGAAACUCGAUUGACAGCCAGGCCAGCCUCUGCCAGCUUAACGCCACGAGCGCCUUUAUCAGGGAUGUCGGUGACGGCAGCAGCACCUCCAGCACCGGCAGCACAGACAGCCCCGACCACCACAAGCACCACCCGAACUCGAGCCCUGAGCACCUCCAGAAGGUGAGGAGCGAGGGGAGUCCCGAGCAUCAGAAACACCGCAGCGCCAGCCCCGAACACCUCCACAAACCCCGCGGCUCCGGCAGCCCCGAUCACCAGAAGCACCUGAAAGGACCCAGCCCGGAGCAUCACAAGACUCUCGGAAAGGGGGCUGUGGAGCAGCAGAAGCACAGCUGCAGCAGCCCGGAAACGCUGCCGAAGCACUUGUUGAGCGGCAGCCCUGAACAUUUUCAGAAACACAGGCGUGGCAGCAGCCCGGAGCACCAGAAGCACAGCGCUGGCGGUGGCAGCCCCGAACUUCUCCACAAACACGCUCUGAGCGGGAGCUCUGAGCACCUCCCGAAAGUGAGGGGGACCAGCCCCGAACAUCUCAAGCAGCACUAUGGUGGAAGCCCGGACCAUCUGAAGCACUUGGGGGGCAGCAGCAGCAGAGAAGGCACCUUACGGAGGCCGGUGACAGAUGACCUGUCCCCACAUCACCGAGGCCUCUACAAUGGGAUGAAUGAAUCAACCUUGUCCUAUGUUAGGCAGCUGGAAGCAAGAGUAAGACAGCUGGAGGAGGAAAAUCGCAUGCUGCCCCAGGUUGUGUGGAGGAAACUUGGAGAUGCUGUAGGCUCGUGUCCUGGAAUUAGGCAACACUUGUCUGGAAACCAGUACAAAGGGCCUAUGUGAAUGGACAUUUUUUUUUAAGGAACAAAGGAACAUUUUCAGCUACUGUUGGAUUUAAUCUUGUCAAAGCAACCUCUUUCCUAACAAUGAGACAAGUCCAUUCAUGCUCUAUGCUCAACUCUGGAAAUUGGAUUGCUCUCCCCACUCCCUCCGUUCCUGCCUCAAGGACUUUGGUGAAAAGUAUCCAGAUCUCAUUGCACUCAAUAUAUAUUCUGACUAAUCUAACUCUGCUUCUGCCAUGAGCACUUACAGUGUAUACGCCCAGGAGGUACCGGCUGAUAUUUCCGAAGGCUGUUUAAAAUCUGCCGCAGGAGAACCCACACGGAGGAAGUGCUUGACGUGUUGGAAUUCCCAUGAUGUUUCCCCAGGAGCUUUUCACCAGAUUGGAAAGAUACCUACAAACUGUGCCUUUUGGCCAUCACAGUUUGGACAGUUAGGUUCUCCUACACCAGGGUGUGUAAAAAAAAAAAAUAGUUAAUAUGGUGCUUAGGCAGAUUGCAGCUGAAACACUUUCCUUUGUAGAGUAAUUGCAUUCUGAGGUGCUAAAUAUAAGACCUUCAAGUCUCCUAACCAGCCAGUAGUGUAGCAAAGAAAACAACAGCACUAAAACUGAGCCCCACCCCCGCCUGAAACAAAAAGAAUUCAUUUAUUUUCACUCGUUUUGGCAAAUGUCUUCCGAAAAGGUGGCAUUUCUCCUCUUAAGAGAAGGCAAUCCUCUCUCUCCAGCAACACCUCAAGGCCAGUCCUGAGGCAACCCCAGCAAUGGAGCAGGAAUGAGCCUGUCUUGUAAAGAGCAGGAGUUUCCCUCUCUGAGGGACCAGAUAGAUCAAGGAGCUGUGUUGAUGGAAGGGCAGUCCCCCAGCAAAGAUCAGGAGUCUAGUUGCUAGAUGGCAGUAGUGCGAUCCAUCACGGAGUCUGAUUUGGGAUCAGGUAUGGUCUGUGUUUUACCAAGCACAAGCCAAAGAGGCAGUCCAAAAAAGGAGAGGGUUGUGCGAGGGAGGCCCGUUGGAGGAAGAUAGAUGAAGCAAAGGCAAUGGAGGACUUUUAGAGUUUUGGCUUCCAGAAGUUCGCCAGGGUAGAACAGAAGUUGGCAAGGGGGUGGGGCAUUCUGCUGGAUUCACUUGCUAGGCUUUUCACGCUGGCCAGAUGCUAAAGGCUUUUUUCCAGACCCAAAGAGCCCCAGUUUCCAGGUCCUCAUGAGGGUUGCACAUACCUGCUCAUACAUGAUACAGCGCAUCCAAGUUAGUUUCAUGGAUGCUGUUUAGAUGUCCAGAAAAUUAACCUUGAUUCUAGAUCAGGCUUUCCCAAACCUGGGUCUCCAGCUGUUUUUGGACUACAGUUCCCAUCAUCCCUGAUCACUGGUCCUGCUAGAUAGGGGAGAUGGGAAUUGUAGUCCAAAAACAGCUGGAGACCCAAGUUUGGGAAAUCCUGAUCUAGAUUGCAACUUGGGGUGGAAGUCAUUGUAGCACUAUGACAAUCAUUCCAUCAGGGCAAGCAUUUCAGUUUGGGAGGCAGAAUGUUCCCCUUUCCCUCCUCCAGUGCACUGUUUGAGGGGUUCUCCUGACACCCCCCCCCCAGAGCCAACUUGAGGGCUGCACAGGGAGGGGGGGAAAGCCCCAUUGCACUUGUGGAAGUCUGCUAGUGGGACUUCUUAGUUGGAUCUGGCCCUUAAGACCCUUGCACAUAUUGAUGAUUCUGCACCAGAACCGGGUGUCUGGGACUCAUAGAAUCAUAGAGUUGGAAGAGACCACAAGGGCCAUCCAGUCCAGCCCCCAAUGGGGUCCUCCUUGCUGCCUCUCUGCUUGUAUUACCGGGGGAGGAAAGAAGGGAGGACUAAAUUUGUGGUCUGAAGAUCUUAUAAAGUGUUUUAAGGCACUGAAUGCUCUUUCGAAUGCUUGGCAUCUGUAGGGCAAGUAGACAUUAAUGGGGCUGAAGUGGCCAGCUACUCAGGAUGUAGGGAAAGCAGCCGGGACUUCUGGGAAAUCACGUGUUGCUCUUGCUGCUUUUGAUGAGUAAUGUGGGUGGCCAAAGGCAGUGGAGAGGUCUCCGGGGCAUCAGCUUCAUCAGAGCUCUGGCUAUUUCAGCAGAUAUGUGGUGCAUCCUGGGAAGUCCGACCCCAUGGAAGAAUGCAUCCUGGGAAGUUCAGCUUCCACGGUGGCCAGCUGUUCUGAAUGCGCCAGGUGUGCAUGGAAGCACCUGAGGUCCAAGAUCCUGGGUCGACCCUCUGGCAACUUAGCUGGAUAUGUGCGCGUGAGCGUGCACGUGAUUUACAGCCCAUCAGUUCCAGCAGGUUUGGGGCUUUCAGGCCUGGAACCCUCUAAAAGGCCUGAUCCAGAUUAACUUGAGGCUACAUCCUAGGUAGUUUGGACCCACACAGUGCGGACAACCGAAUACAGAACGUGCGAGCUGAACCGCAUGACUAUGUUCCAGCCCACACAAUGCUCUAGGAGGCGUGGGACAGGUUAGUUGGCUCCCGGAUGCGGAGUGAACAAAUUCCUCCCCCUCCCCUACUCCUGACUCCUUAUUAUGACAUAGUAAGUAUGCUCCCAUGUAGAUGACAUCACAGCUGUUACCUGGCCUUUAGAAUGCUGCCUGGGUUUCCCCAGCCACCUUGACUCCCAUAUAUGAACCCAUUUUUCUGUGCCACAUAGAAGCUGUCUACAACACCUAAAUAACAAUUGUCCGUGCUGGAUGUUCCUGGUUUCCUGGUGCUGUCUUCUGCUGCGCUAUUGCAGAGUCCUGAGUUGAGUUGUGAUGUCAGAGAGCACAACGAAGCAAGCCUCAAACCUGUUGAAAAACACACUCCUUCCCAAAUGCUUCUUUACUGGUGCCGUGGGCUUUAGAGUCAGGCUGUUCGGAGGUAUUAAAUAUUUGAAGCCUCCACUCUGCCAAAUCUUGCCGAGUGUCCUUUCUAAGUACUGGGUGACUUCCUUCUUCCAUUUCCUUGACCACACACAGAUUUUGCUUCACAGGAGUCUAUAAGAGCUUAUCAAGGUAGCGCUGUAUUUAUGAGAAGAGGAGGAGGAGGAGGAGGAAGAAGAAGAAGAAGCUUUUGUUGCUGACGGUCGCAUCCUUUUGAAGGAAAUGUUGAAUAUUCUCAAAAGCAUGUCCUUCCUUCAUCCAAGUUUUUAAACUCUUGUCCAUUGUGCCUGAGUUUUUGGACCUGGGUGGGCCUACAUUGAUAUUUCUCUUCCCCCCCAUUCCCCCCAUAUGCCAUUAGAUUGUGUGUAUUCAGCUCUGAUAGCUAUUUUGUGUAUAUCUCAAAAUGCAGCAACAGUUUCUCGUAUGAAUGUGCAACAGGCUUGUGAAUAGAUGCUGUUGCUUCGACUUUUUAACCAUGGCUGAGCAUUUAAAGCAAAAACAAACAAAACAAAACAAAACCAAGGCAAACAUAGGAAUGCAACAAUUCCCAAGUUUUUGGGUCCCCCCCCCCUUGAUUAAUGAGAUUGGGUUCCCCAGGCUUAUAUCUUUCCCUCCCCUCCCCCCCGCCAGAUGGGCUUUGUUACAUGUUGUGUUAUUGAUCUGUGGGUUGUGGAAUGUGGCGGCGCUGUGUCGGUACAACCCUUUCGCCCUAUACAUGGUAGCGCAAGCGUAAAUUGGUUACCCGUUUUCCAGAAGGAAGAAGAGGAGAAGAAGGGAAAAAAAUCACAAAGGGAUUGAUUUGCUUCAGUGGAUCGGUCGCUUUGCUAAUUUUUCCUUUUCUCUCUCUCUCCCCCCCCCCCCGUUUUAACGACGUCAUGCUAAUGAAAACCACCACUUCGGCUAUUUCUCUUUAAAUUGUUGUAUUCCUAUAAUCGUGCGAGGAACAAAUGGUGAAAAGAAAAGAAACCCUCAAAAGAAAUUGUGCUUGCAGUCAAGGGCUGGGUCCAAAGAGCUAUUCUCGAGUUUUUCCAGGGAGGUUGUCUGACUAUUUUUCGUUGAAGAGCAGACCUUCCCAAUCCCGUAUUGCAAACUGCUUUGGAAAAGGCUGUAGAAGUAGCUUGCUGCGGGGGCAGAUGGAGGUGCUGUUCGAGGAAGAAAAGCCCAAAACCUCAAACCCCCCACAAUCCCAUGAGAGUUUGGAUCCAGUUUUGUGGUUCUUUGGAUCCCAGCCAUGCCCUGCAGCCACUAAUUUGAGCGAUGCUGGUCUUUUGCCACGAUGCGUAUGUAAAUUUUGAUACUGUAUUAAAGCUAUUUUUUUACAAUUCACCAUAUAAUGGGGGUGCCAGGCAUUAUGUGUUCCAUCUUAGCAACGGUAAUAAAUUAUUUAAUCUCA
This is a messenger RNA of Zootoca vivipara (common lizard), 5645 nucleotides long. It is a transcript of the gene CCDC85A, whose product is annotated as coiled-coil domain containing 85A. Lineage: Eukaryota; Metazoa; Chordata; Lepidosauria; Squamata; Lacertidae. The record is from RefSeq and is a predicted model, not a curated record.